AUGAUUCUCUACCACACGUAUCACCAACACUUUACGAAAGAGAACUUUGCGGAGAUUUUUCAACGCACAGUCAAAAAGCAUGGUCGUUUGUCCACAGCAAUCUAUCACGAGGAUCAGGUUUGGACACUGGGAGACCUGGACGCCUAUUCGAAUAAGGUGGCCAACCAUCUGAUCAGCUGUGGACUGAAACGAGGUGAUGUGAUUUUUAUGUUGAUGCAGCCUUCCGCGGCCUAUUUGGGUAUUUGGCUCGGAGCAGUGAAG
Messenger RNA from Opisthorchis viverrini, 261 nucleotides. RefSeq lists its product as hypothetical. The transcript has a single exon. Lineage: Eukaryota; Metazoa; Platyhelminthes; Trematoda; Opisthorchiida; Opisthorchiidae. The annotation marks the transcript as partial. The record is from RefSeq and is a predicted model, not a curated record.